UGGUAUGGUGCGAUAGAACGAUGAGAAAUAAUCGCUUCGCAUCGACGAGAAAUUCUAUUCAGAGUGCUGUAAACUGAUUUUCGUCGUUCAUUCAUUUUUCGUUUUGUUCCAUUAGAAAAUGGUAUUUCGUCGUGGAGAAGACAAAGAGAUUUUUACGUGAAACAAAAAAGAGACAACGACGAGGACACAGUGGUCGUGCAUAAAGUGCUAAGUUCGGCAAUUGAUUCAAUUAAAUUGUCGAAAGAGCAGCAUGAAAUUGCUGCAGCUAAUUAAUAAAUUAUUGUAAUAGAUAUUUCAUAUAUAUAUAUAUAUAAUUUUUAUACGGUGUACGAAAAAUAGAGAGAAAGGAGUUGAGAGUUCCUAUAUGUGACGAAAUUUGGAAUUUGGCGAGGUGUUGUGUGAAUGUGCUACAUUUUGUUUGGGCAAAAAGAAGAACAAAGGCGACGUCGAAAACGACGAAAAAUCUGCAGCCAAAAAGGAAGUGAAAAUUCGUUUGAGUUUUUCUCUCUCUCUAUCAUCCGCUCUCUGUGCGUCUCUCUCUCUCCCUUCAUUUUGGGCUGCCCCGUGUGAAAAGUGAUUGAAAAUCGGUGUGUGUGAGAAUUGAUUGUGGGGACGCGAGGGGAGGCAUACAAUGCCAUUGGCGCAUUGUAGCUGUAAUUCGAUAAAUUUGACGACAAUACGAAAAUGUUACAGUAUGGAUACUUCAUGAUUUUCACUGGAUUCGUCAUCGUUAUUGCUGCGCCAAUUAUAUCCUGGUAAUCAACAAAAUGCAAAUUACAUAAAAACACUAUAGAAAAAAAACACAGAGAAAAAGAAUCUUUUUUUAAAAAUCAAAAUAGAAGUCAAACCAAUAACCAAAUGACGUAUUAUGUGAUUUCGCUAACAGUUACGUAGAUAAAAGACAAAAAAAACACACACACUUAAAAAAUACUUACAUACAAAACGCUUCGUUACAUGUUGUGUCGAUCGAAAACCAAUAAAACUAACCACGCCACACACGAAAAUCGAACACACAUUAUCGCGAAAUAUCCUUUCUUCAACUUCAUUUCUUCCUACUUCUCUUCUACAUCAACCACAUCACAUCCUCACAGUAGAGCGUGUGGAUUAAACAUUGUUUUCGGGCAUCGCAAGCAAUUGCUCACGAAAUUUAAGCAAAGUGUAUAACGUAGUGGGAAGCUUUUUGAUUAUGCAUAAAACUGAGUCACUAGUGUCGGCUCGGUCUUGUGAAGGAGGUCAUCGGUGCAGUCCACCCAAAGAAUGCUGCCCCCAAGGCUGUUGCUACUUAUACGCACCGCCGAGUGCGCCAAAGGCACAAGUACCCAAUAAUACAUCGCACGUGCUCAACCUAUUCUUCAUAAAUCACUGGUUUUUCUGGUGUACGAUAUUUGCAAUAGUGAUUGCGAUACUGUGUGCAUGUUCGUUGUGGAAAAAGCGGCGUCAAAUAUGUGGCUGGGGCUCACCUCGGCCACAUUCACAAUCGGGUGAUUCGACUGGGUCUUGCUAUGCUCCACCGCAAUACAGUCGAUGUACAUCGUUCCAUCAUGCGCCACCGCCGUAUGCUGAGGUUACAAACAAGCCCGACUUGUAUCCGCUGGUGUUUUCGUGCAACAAUUCGGACAAUGGAAAAAAUGGUGCGAGCUAUUUAAUGGUUCAAUACUUUCGUAAUUACAUAGUUCGACCGGUGGGUUCGUUGUCAGCAACGAGUACCGUUGAUUCGUUGAGUUCGAGUUUUAUUUGCAAUGCAAACGAAGCAAACACCUUGAUACCGCCACCAUAUUCACGGGCCGGUAGCCCAAAUUUGCCAAUGAACAUCCAGGAUUAUUCGUCGAUGCCGCGGUCCGCAUCGCAAAUGUGCACAUUGGAGCAAGGGCAAAAUCAACGAUCCAUUCCCGUUGUCAUGACAAACAGCAAUUUGGACGGCGAACAAAUUACAUUGUAUCGACACUACCAUGAUUUCACCCAUGAAACGGCCGACGUGGGCGGCAUUGGUGGUGGCGAUGACACUUCAUACGUUCAAUUUCGACGCACAUCAAAUAGUGUUAGUUUCCAAGAAUUGCAAAGCAACAGCACUAACGAAAACCAACCCAGUCCACCAUACAAUGGCACCAACAACAAUAUUCGGGCUAAUCCAAACUAUAACACAAUGACAAAUAACGCUGAUACUCUCGAUGAUUUAAAUAGUGACUUAAGUAAACCAUGCAAUGUGAUAGCCGAUGCCCAAUCGUUGAGUACACAAAAAACAUUUGAUAUGAUGAACAAUGCGACAAUAGUGCACGAGCAACUAAACCACAAGAAUAACAUCAGCAGCAACCAAAACAACAGUAACAGCACAAAAGCCAAAUGCAAACCAUUGCAAACUAGUUUAUCGUAUAGCAAUAGUUCGAACGGAUUCUUCGAUUCAUACGAUUCAAUUGAUGACGAUGCAAAUGAUUGUGGUUUGAAUAUGCCGAUUGCCGGACGUUCGUUGAUUGUGUCAACGCCUACUGGAGCCACGCAUCGUGAUUUCAACGAUCUGAAUGGGCCGUUGCGCAAGCAUCGACACGAUAAAUUCGAUGUGAUCAAUGAAAAUAAGCCGCUGAAUGUGUCCGCUUCGUUGCCAUUCAGCGAAGAGUCACCGGUAAAUGGGGAAAUUUUGAAGAAAUACGGCAUGGCCAUGAGAGGAUACACUGAUUCAAUGAGCGGUUCGGCUGUAUCAAGUUUGGCCAAUUUCGAUUCACCAACGUCACCGCCACAGGCCACCAGCCCAACCGGGGAAAUUCGUGAGCUUCUCGAGCAAAUACGUCAAUUACAACAGAAUGCGAACAGUCCCGAUGGUUUUGCAUCAUCACAACACGAGGUCCAAAGCGGUGCGGCGACCACAAUAUCGAAUGAAUCAUCGUCAUUGGGUGGUGGAGCCGAUGCUUACGAUGGCGAUGAAUCGUCCACAUCAAACAGUAUGUUAAAUAAAAUUCAACAACAACAACCGAACCAAAGGCCUUCAACUUUACAGCAAAAUCGACGAUCGUAUCCACGUACGCGAUUCUUUGCCAUGUCAGCUGCCAAAAAUUUACGUAGCCCAAUCGGUAGCAGUAAUAUUUUAAGUUUUAACCGGAAUCGCAAAGGUUGGAUAUCGAAAUCGGCACCGACCACACCCGGCACCACAAUGCCAGCGUCCUACAUCAACGACGACAGUCCGCUGUUAAACGAACACGACGAAGACGCCGAACCAAACGCAUAAAAAAUAAACCAAAAA
Molecule: messenger RNA, 3232 nt
Organism: Sitodiplosis mosellana (orange wheat blossom midge)
Lineage: Eukaryota; Metazoa; Arthropoda; Insecta; Diptera; Cecidomyiidae
Product: putative mediator of RNA polymerase II transcription subunit 26
Exons: 6
Coding region: 1187-3217 (676 amino acids)
Cellular component (GO): cytoplasmic vesicle membrane
Source: RefSeq, a predicted model, not a curated record